Messenger RNA from Pistacia vera, 2767 nucleotides. RefSeq names its product nuclear intron maturase 4, mitochondrial. Gene Ontology annotation, biological process: mRNA processing. Lineage: Eukaryota; Viridiplantae; Streptophyta; Magnoliopsida; Sapindales; Anacardiaceae. The transcript is spliced from 3 exons. The record is from RefSeq and is a predicted model, not a curated record. The coding region runs from base 96 to 2519 and encodes 807 amino acids.
CCACCGUCGGCAUCACCUGCCUGAAACUGACAGCAGCAGCAGCACAAGUGCACACUAAAAUAAUUGAAUGAGAGUUGAAGAACUUUGUGGAGACAAUGCGCUUUGUGGGUUUGCUGCAAGUUUGGAGAAGAAACUUGUUGAAAUAUGAUAUAAUGCGAAGCAAGAUCCUUGUUCCAGUGAAUUCAUUGGUAGUGACUGUUACAAGAGGACCUACAGAAACAGGGCAGGCUUCUGUUCAUUACUCUACUCUUGCAGCAGCUGAUGAUACCAAUGAUAAGGGAAUUGGAAAAAUGACUUUGGCAAAAAAUUUAGCCUUUCUUGUUGAAGAUUGUUCUAAUUUUGAUGAGAAAAGACCCAAGAGUCGAAUGGAGCUCAAGAGGUCUCUUGAACUCUGCAUAAAGAAAAGGGUGAAGGAGCAAUAUAUGAACGGGAAGUUUCAAGACCUAAUGGGAAAAGUUAUUGCUAAUCCAGAAACCCUUCAAGAUGCUUACAAUAGUGUUAGGCUUAACUCAAAUGUUGAUAUUGCUGUAAGUGAUGGCUGUGUAUCUUUUGAAUCCAUGGCAGAAGAGCUAUAUAGUGGGAAAUUUGAUGUCAAAGCUAAUACCUUCUCCAUCUCAACAAAAGGAUCAAACAAAGAAGUUCUUGUUCUUCCCAAUCUGAAGUUAAAAAUAGUUCAAGAAGCUAUCAGGAUAGUUUUGGAGAUUGUUUACAGACCCUUCUUUUCUAAGAUUUCACAUGGCUGCCGUAGUGGGAGGGGACACUCCUCAGCAUUGAAGUACAUCAGGAAAGAGAUUUCUAGUCCUGAUUGGUGGUUUACAUUGCACUUAAACAAAAAGGCAGAUUCUCAUGUUCUUGCCAAACUCAUUUCUGUAAUGGAGUGCAAGAUAGAAGACCCCAGCUUAUAUGAUAUCAUUCAGAGAAUGUUUGAUGCUCAGGUACUCAAUUUGGAGUUUGGUGGUUUCCCAAAAGGCCAAGGUCUUCCACAAGAAGGAGUAUUGUCCUCUAUACUAAUGAAUGUAUAUCUUGACUGCUUUGACAUUGAAUUUUAUAGAUUGUCAAUGAAAUAUGAAGUUCUCAAUUCAAAUUUUCAUAUAGAUGGAGAUGCAUCUCAUUCCAAGCUUAGGAGUUGGUUCAGGAGACAACUAAAAGGGAAUGAUGUUAAUGCAGUGGUUGAGGAAAAAAUUAGUAUAAGAGUUCAUGCUGUCCGCUUCAUGGAUGAGAUGUUUUUUGCUGUUUCUGGUUUAAAAGAAGUUGCUGUGGCUUUCAAGUCUGAUAUUGUAAAUUACUUACAGAGUUGUUUGCACUUGGACGUAGACAAUCAAACAGAAAUAUUACCAUGUGAGGGGCCUAAUGGAAUUUGCUUUUUGGGCACUUUGAUUAGAAGAAGUGUCAAAGAUAGCCCUGCUGUAAAGGCUGUUCACAAGUUAAAGGAAAAGGUCAAGCUAUUUGCUUUACAGAAACAAGAGGCUUGGGAUGCUGGGACAGUUAGAAUUGGGAAGAAAUGGUUAGCUUAUGGAUUGAAGAAGGUAAAGGAGUCAGAGAUCAAGCAUUUAGCUGAUACGAGCUCUACUUUGAGCCAAAUUUCUGGCUUUCGUAAAGCUGGGAUGCAAACGGACCACUGGUACAAGCUUUUAUUAAAAGUUUGGAUGCAAGAUGUUAAAGCCAAAGCAGCAGAAAGUGAGGACUUGCUUUUAUCCAAGUAUGUUGCAGAACCAGCCCUACCCCAAGAGCUUAGAGAAUCCUUCUAUGAAUUUCAGAAGUGCGCAGAAAAAUAUGUUUCUUCUGAGACGGCUGCUACUCUUGCUCUUUUGCCAAAUUCAUCUUCUUCCACCAAAUCUGUCACCAUCACUGAAAUUGUAGCUCCUGUCAACGCCAUAAAGAAACGUCUUUUAAGGUAUGGAUUGGUUACACCUGAAGGUUACCCCCGUACAACUUCUCUGCUCAUCUUACUGGAUAAAUGCCAAAUCAUUGACUGGUUUUCUGGAAUAGUUCACCGUUGGCUUAGGUGGUACAGGGAGUGUGACAAUUUCAGUGAGAUAAAGCUCAUGAUUUCCAAUGAAGUCAGGAAAUCUUGUGUUCGCACUCUAGCAGCAAAGUAUCGAAUUCAUGAAAACGAAAUAGAAAAUCGAUUGGAUUCAGAACUGAGCAGAAUUUCCUCUUUUGAAGAGAUUGAUCAUGAAAUGGCAUAUGGGACAUCAGAUUCACAAGCUUUAUAUAAUGAUGAUGCAUUGAUGUAUGGAAUUACUUAUAGUGGCUUGUGUUUAUUAUCUCUAGCAAGAGUAGUGACCCAGUCAAGACCUUGCAAUUGUUUCAUUUUUGGGUGCUUGGCUGCAGCACCAUGUGUUUAUACUCUUCAUGUUAUGGAAAGACAGAAAUUUCCUGGGUGGAAGACAGGAUUUUCAAGUUGUAUUCAUCCCAGUUUGAAUAAAAGGCGAAUUGGGUUGUGUAAGCAACACUUACAGGAUUUAUAUCUUGGCCAUGUUUCACUUCAAUCAAUUGAUUUUGGUGCAUGGAAAUAAGUGUUUCCAGUCAGUUUAGAAUAUCAUUUGAGCAGCAGGAUAACUGCCUCGUUGAGCACUUGAUGACGUCGAAACCGUGGAAGCUAAUAAUGGUCUUAAAGGAACUACUCUUGUGGUAGAGAUGUGACAAAAUUGUUUCUUUUGAAAGAACAAAUUGAUUGAAAUGGAAGGAAUAGUGAGAUGAGUUCUCUCAAUUACGUAACCUGGCACUAAAAUGUGUUCCACAGCUCUUAAGUUUUGGCUUAGAC